Molecule: messenger RNA, 1608 nt
Organism: Metarhizium album ARSEF 1941
Lineage: Eukaryota; Fungi; Ascomycota; Sordariomycetes; Hypocreales; Clavicipitaceae
Product: general amino-acid permease GAP1
Exons: 3
Coding region: 1-1608 (535 amino acids)
Biological process (GO): amino acid transmembrane transport
Cellular component (GO): membrane
Molecular function (GO): amino acid transmembrane transporter activity
Source: RefSeq, a predicted model, not a curated record
AUGGCACCGCCACCAGAUAUCGAGCUGAACCCUCUGCAGAAUUUCAAGGGCAAAGCAGAGUCCUUGACGCACGGCAGUUCCCACAGUAUGCGCGAGCCGGAAUACCUCGACGACCAACCGCCGCCCCGCUUUCAACGCUUUCUCGAUAGCUUCAAGCGGGAUACCGACCAUUCGUUCUUCCCGAGCGAUCACCUCAGCCAAGUCAACAGUCAUUCUGGCCAACGGCAAUAUGGACGUAAUUACUACGACCUGCGCUUGGCAGCCUUCGAGUCCGCAAACACCGGACUGGCGAGGAAGCUCAAGGGCAGACAUUUGCAGAUGAUUGCGAUAGGUGGUUCCAUAGUGCAAUGGCUCACCGUCUUGCCGCUCGAAAUCAUAGCCGCGUCUCUGACAAUCAGCUACUGGGGCGAUGCGCUGCCAAAGGCUGGUUUCGUCGGCAUGUUCCUUUUUGUAAUCUUGGUGAUUAACCUCUUCGGCGUCAAGGGCUAUGGCGAGGCAGAGUUUACCUUUUCUAUUGUCAAAGUCAUCGCCGUCAUCGGUUUCAUUCUUCUCGGCGUUGUCCUCAACUGCGGCGGAACACCGGACAGAGGCUAUAUUGGCGGCGAGUUCUGGCACGAGCCAGGUGCCUUCAACAACGGCUUCAAGGGUCUCUGCAGCGUCUUCGUCACCGCAGCAUUCGCCUUCACGGGCACGGAACUCGUGGGCCUCGCGGCGGCCGAAACGGCCAAUCCACGCAAGUCCCUCCCAACGGCCAUCAAACAGGUCUUCUGGCGAAUAUCACUCUUCUACGUCGUGGCCCUAGCGCUCGUCGGCCUCCUGGUCCCCUACACCGACCCUCGCCUCUUGGGCGGCGACAGCAGAGCCGACGCCAGGGCAUCCCCCUUUGUCAUCGCCAUCGAAGAAGCCGGCAUCGAGGUCCUGCCGUCCGUCAUGAACGCCGUCAUCCUCGUCGCCGUCCUGUCCGUCGGCAACUCUGCCGUCUUCGGCUCCUCGCGAACGCUCGCCGCCCUCGCCAACCUCCAACAAGCCCCCUCCAUUCUCGGCUACGUCGACAAGCGCGGCCGGCCCCUCGUCGCCAUCCUCGUCGCCGCCCUCCUCGGCCUCCUCGCCUUUCUGGCCGACCUGAGGGAGCAGGCCAGCGUGUUCGACUGGCUCCUCGCCAUCUCGGGCCUCUCCACCGUCUUCACGUGGACGUCCAUCUGCUUCUGCCACAUCCGCUUCCGCCACGCCUGGGCCACCCGCGGCCGCCACCUCAACGAGAUGGCGUACAACUCCCAAGUCGGCGUCGUCGGCUCCUACGUCGGCUUCAUCCUCAACAUCCUUGUCCUCAUUGCCCAGUUCUGGGUCGGCGCCUUCCCCAUCGGGUGGCAGGAAAUGGCUGCCACCGAGGUCGCCGAAAACUUCUUCCUCAAGUUCAUGGGCGUGCCCAUCGUCCUCCUCUUCUACGUCCUGCACAAGCUGUACUACAGGACUAGUUUCGUCCGGAUCCGCGACAUGGACAUCGACACCGGCAGGCGAGACUUUAACCUGUCGAUUUUGAUUGCGCACGAGAAGGAGGAGAAGGCUUCGUGGCCUACAUGGAAGAGGUUCUACAAGUUUAUGUGCUAA